AUGCAUCACACGCGAAGACUGCGGCUAACAGCAAGCAUUAUACUAUGCUUCGUGCUUCAAGCCCAUGGUGCUGAUAAGUACACUGACGAGAAUAGACCGUAUGAAUUCGGUUUCAAGAUCGAUGGACAACAGCAUAGGCAUGAAUCUAAAGAUAAAGAUGGGAUCAUCAUGGGGGAAUUCGGUUUCGUCACUGCCGACGAUGUCUACCACGUCACUGUGUAUGCUACAGACAAAGAGGGACGCUUCAAAAUAUUAUCCAUGAAAAAUAUUCAUUUAAAAUCAACUGCCGCCUCGGGUUCACUACCGCCUACUUCAGCAAGACAAGGCCAUGCUCUACCUUUACCACCAGCAUCUGUACAAACAUCAGCAGUAUCUCCCGUGGUUCAGACACCACAACCCGUAAAAGCAUUUAAACCAAUAUCGUUGGAACCGCCUGGCAGAUCUUGCUCAUCAUGCAGUUUGCCAACGACCACUACGCGUGCCCCACCACCAGCAUAUAACCAAGUUUCGAAUAAUAACAACAUUAAUUCUCCAACCCAUUUCGGUGCAAUAGGUUCUAGUCCUCAAAAUCAGCAGCCAUUCCUUUCAUCAUCAGGACAAAGUAACGCACAAAGUAAUCCGUCAUAUGGUUCUCAGGGCGGUCAACAAAACUACCCAUCAGGUCAACCAAUCUAUCCCCAACAGGGACUCGUCGCCCCAGACGCUGUGUCAACAUUUGCUGCCCAACCAGGCCCAGGAGGACAAACCUAUCAAGGAUCAAGUCAAGGAGUAUCAGGAGCUCCCAAUACUGCCAAUAGAUUCCCACAAGCAGGAGGUUCUCUACCUGCGGGUCAGAAUACUGAAGGAACAACAGGACAAACAUUUUCAGGUGAACAAGGCUCUUUAUUUGGUGGUUAUAAUGGAGCUUCUGGAAAUCCUCAGCAAAAUGGAGGUUUUUCAAAUCCUCAGCAAAAUGGUGGUUUUCCAAAUCCCCAGCAAAACGCAGCUUCAGCAGGCCCUCAACUUAAUGGAGCUACUGGUUCAAAUUACCCAUCCGCUGGACCAAGUUCUUAUGCUCAAGGAGGAGUUACAGGGGCAUCUCCUUCUGCCGGUAGAACCUCAAAACAAUAUAACCCUGAACAACAAGUUAGCUCAGGAUCUAAUGGUCCACGAGGACCUGGGUCUGUGAAUGGACAGCCUGGUUCUGCUAAACCUACGCUAUUUUCAGCACAAAUGCAAAUAGUUGAUCAGAACACUGACAUUCACGCACUCCGGCCUGGUGAACAAAAAGGAUUGCCACCGGGUCUAACUCAGGGUGAUAUGACACAGCUCUUGUACACAUUCAACUACACAGUUGGUUUCCACGCUCACUUUGAGGAGGGCUAUACAAAUGGAGUCAAAAAGGGAUAUUAUUAUGUAACUGGAAGGAACGGUGUCCGAACUAGGAUUGACUAUGUAGCUGAUGAUACAGGUUUCCAUCCAACAGUUUCACAAGAGGUUCUCGACUUAUUGUCCGAGGAAGUUCCUAAACCUGAAACUGAAAAGGACGAGAAGUAUGGCCUUAAAGGCUAUGAAUUCAAAUGGUUGUAUUAUCCUGUUGAAUCAAAAAAGCGUUAG
Spodoptera littoralis (African cotton leafworm) is the source of this 1596-nucleotide messenger RNA. The record is from the annotation of a GenBank genome assembly. NCBI's taxonomy places the organism in Eukaryota, Metazoa, Arthropoda, Insecta, Lepidoptera, Noctuidae.